AUGGAAAAGUGGUCAGAGAAGGAGGCAGAGAGUGAGAACAAGAAGACGAUCGUAAACCGACUCCGAUGUCAAAACCAACGGCAGCAUCCACUGCUGAGCAAACCUCGCAAAAGUUUUGAAAGUUUCAACACGCAAAAGAUCAGCCAGUACCUCAAUGAGAACAUCUUCAACAACGAAAGCAACAACCGUAAAAACACCAACAUCAGCUGCAACAUUCAGAGCAACAACAACUUCAACACCUUCAGCAACAAAACGUUUUCGUGCGUGGACUUCAAACGCUCGUACACCUUUGACACUCCAUCAUUUUUGCAUCGCCAACUAAAGGACCAAUCCUUCUUCUAUAACAGUGAUGACUCGAACGGCAGCUGGGUCACCUCAACUUCGUGCUCCGAUGAGAACAUCAGCGGCAUUGUGCACGAUCCAAGUCACGACUGCAGAAACAAAUAUGUCGAUACUAUGGCUAGCGGGAGCAAAUCCAAAUCGGAUGAGUUGAUGUCGGCUUGCGAUAAUGUCAUGUCAUUGUCGGUGACAUCAUCAUACAGCCAACAACAACUACCUGACUACAGCAACGUCACAUUUUCGUGCAAUAAUACAACAACCUCGAUCAACAACAACAACAACGUCAGCAUCGUCUCGCCUCAGAAACCCGAGCACAUUCCAACCAAGCACAGCAAAACCGAUAGCCUUACGUUCGAUGCAAAACUAAAAAAAUUUCUCCGGGAUAAUGCACCACCGUGCCUUGAAAAUCUGAUUGGUCGAAAGAUGGGUCUCACCUACUAUGACAUUAUCGAGGGCUUGUUCGUGAAAGGGGCUCAUGUACUCCUCGGAAAAAUUAUGUCACAUCUCUCAGACGAGGAUCUUGUCAGAUUUACACAAGUAAGCAGGCUCUGGAAGAACGUUCUGGAAUGCGACCUGAAAUGUCGAACGCGGCGACGACACUUUGUCGCCGUAUUGAAAAAGAAGCUUCUGAAGGCAGGCAAGGAGAACCUGAUCCAGCACGACCCGACCAGGGCUCUGAUGAGAAUUCAGCAGCAGCAGCAAAACCAGGCACUGACCGACCAGCCGAAGAGGAAAGCCAUGAGCGACAGACAUGAAGCUUUUGUUGCUGUAAGUGGUUUUACAAGUGCAUCAGCACUCAAUCUUCCUUGA
Molecule: messenger RNA, 1149 nt
Organism: Helobdella robusta
Lineage: Eukaryota; Metazoa; Annelida; Clitellata; Rhynchobdellida; Glossiphoniidae
Exons: 6
Coding region: 1-1149 (382 amino acids)
Biological process (GO): regulation of mitotic nuclear division; negative regulation of meiotic nuclear division
Cellular component (GO): nucleus
Molecular function (GO): protein binding
Source: RefSeq, a predicted model, not a curated record